UAAAAGGAAGACAUUAGACAUUUAUUUCAUUUUGGAUUAAAUUUUUUUUUGAAAUUCAAAAUUUUAUUUAAAAUAAAUCUUUCGGUUACGUCUUUCCGGCACUCACUGCUAAUCGAAAUUCCAAAUUUUCCAAAAUUUCAAGUCAAAAAUUUACCUCAAUUCACAGUAAAAAAUGCGUUAUUUCUCCAAUUGCGGCUGUGAUCCAUGCAGUCCUGCAGCAACUUAUAUAAAUUGCGGAUCAUAUGAAUAUAGCGCGUCAUGCAAAACAGGCGAACCCUGCAAUCCUUUCACGUCACAUGCAUCUCGUGGCUUAUUUCGGGUCUGUGAACCCUGCAGUGCGCAUGGCUGUAGACGUGGCACAUCAGUUGGACCAUGCGGAUUAUCAAGAACUAGUAAUAAUUGUGGCACUUGUGGCAUGUGCGGUCCAGGACCAUGUAGACCUUGUGGACCCUGCGCACAGUUCGGCUGUUUUGCGUCUAGCGGAUCAUGUGGACCGUGUAGUGCUGGAAAGUCAUGCAAUCCAUUCGGUUUGCGAAGUUGUUGCGGUACUUGCAAUCCAUGUGGUUCAUGUGGCCCUUGUGGUGGUUCGCGUUGCGGUGUGAACGGAACUUGCUGUUCCAAUUUACCGUGCGGUUCAUGUGAUCCUCGCUCGACUGGAUGUUGCAGGCCAUGUGAUUCCUGCGGUCCAUGUGGACCUUGUAGUCCAUGCGGACCUUGCAAUCAAUUUGGAUCUUGCAAAUCGUGUGCUUCUGCGGCUCUGAGAGUUCCUUGCAAACAAUGUGUUCCGCCUACGCCGUUUAAUCUUUUCAAUCCUUGCAAUCCAUGCAAUCCUGCGGCUAAAUUUACUUCAUGCGGUCCUUGUGGGCCUUGUGCGCCUUGUACGCCAUGGGCUCCGUGUGGUUCGUGUGCUCCUCCUUCCUGCUGCAGUCUACCCAGACGUACUUGUAGAGUUCCAAACUACACAAAGGAGUAUCUGGCGGCUAUCAGACGCUGCUGUGCGACGGCCGGGAAAAAAGUGUGUGUGAAGAAAGCAAAAAAGCCGAAGACUGUCAUAAAUAAAUCUGCUGUUAGCGAAAGUAGCUUAGCGCUAUGCUAAUAGCAGUGAUCGGGCGAGAAGCUACGAAUGUUCGGCUAGUGAAAAAAAGCAAUAAAAAUUUGUUAAAGAAUAAAGGACAUCAAAGGAUCUUCGGUGAAGUAUAUGAGCGCAAAUUGGUAUGCUUCUUACAUACGGACGGACAUGCAUUCGAUCAUAUAAAAUUUAUAUCUCUGCAUGCCUAUUUAUGUGUGUGUGUUUAGCAUACAGCCGCGACACAUUUACAGCCAGUCAAGGAGUCAUUAAAAGUGUCCUUUGCUGUUAAUUUUAUGAUUUCAUUUCAAUAUUUUCUUGCGCUGACAACUUAAUGCCAGCAAAAAAACUGUAAAACUUUUGUCAAUUGAAAUCUUUUAAUUUCAUUUAAACAACUUUUACGAUCGCACACACUUACACUAAUGCAUAUAUGCAUUUAUAAAAAUGCAUAUAUACAUGUACGUGUAUGUGCCGUGUGUUAAAAGAUUCACUUUUUAUUAUUGUACUUUGAGUAAUAAAAUUGUAAAA
Molecule: messenger RNA, 1594 nt
Organism: Bactrocera dorsalis (oriental fruit fly)
Lineage: Eukaryota; Metazoa; Arthropoda; Insecta; Diptera; Tephritidae
Product: keratin-associated protein 5-10
Exons: 2
Coding region: 173-1096 (307 amino acids)
Source: RefSeq, a predicted model, not a curated record